Bombus terrestris (buff-tailed bumblebee) is the source of this 1329-nucleotide messenger RNA. Its product is annotated as RWD domain-containing protein 2A. The record is from RefSeq and is a predicted model, not a curated record. NCBI's taxonomy places the organism in Eukaryota, Metazoa, Arthropoda, Insecta, Hymenoptera, Apidae. Gene Ontology annotation, molecular function: protein binding. The transcript is spliced from 3 exons. The coding region runs from base 292 to 1170 and encodes 292 amino acids.
GCGCUGUCUUACUAACUGGCCAAUGUUGUGUACAGGUUAAGUGGCCGCCGCUAUCCCCAUUAGUUCUUAAAAGUAUCAGUAUAGAGGAUUCGUGGUAAUCGUGACAUAGACCUUCCCUUGAUAAUUGACCAGGAUCACCGAUUGAACGACCUGCGGUCAAUUAUCAAAGCAAUAACACACGUGUGUUGUUAUCUCACUGAGUCUCCGAUAACCUUAACGUUAUUUAUUUUUUUUCUAUUUAAAUUAGAAAUAAUUUUAACGUGUACAUCCAUAUGUGUUUUAACGAGCAAUAUGUCAACAUACGAAGAAAUAAAAGAAAAUUUAACAGCUCAGGUUUGCGAGCUAGAAACAUUGGAAUCUAUUUAUCCAAAAGAAUUAAGGAUUACAGAGCAUGGAGUGUUGGCUGAUAUUAACGAAUUCGUCAGGAAUCCGAUGCAGGAACUGCCUCAGAGAUUGGAAUACUCCAUAAAAAUUCCAUUCAACAAUGAAUAUAUAGAAUUAUUUAUUAGUCUAUCAUCUAAUUAUCCUAAAGAAAAGCCAGAGGUUUAUGCAAGGAGCUCUUUUCUGAGCCGAACUCAACAAUUGCUAUUAAACCAGUCAUUGAGCGAUAUUCUCGAACAUCAAGAAGAAAAUGAGCCUUGCAUUCAAGUAUUAAUAAUGUGGCUGCAAGAUAAUGGCGAAAAUUUCCUUAUAAAAUCUAACAAAAAUCUAGACAACGAAGUCAUUACUAGGUACAAGAAUAAAGAUCAAAACAAUUCAACGAGUUUUGCCAGAUUUUGGAUUUAUAGUCAUCAUAUAUAUAGUAAACAUAAAAGAAAUAAGAUUGUUGAUUUGGCAGAAGAAAAUUCCCUUACGGGUUUCUGUCUGGCAGGAAAACCUGGAGUAAUUUGUAUAGAAGGUGCCUUUGAAGACUGUGACUAUUGUUGGCAACAAAUCAAAUCUAUGAAUUGGCAGAAAAUACUAUUAAAACUGGUAGAAGAGGAGAAAGAUUGUAAAGAUAUGAUGGAUAUAAUGCGUAAAUUUAGUGAUUUUCGAGAAAUAUUCUUUACUACUUCAGGACGUCAUAAUGAUAUGAGCCAAGUAUUAAAGUAUUUAAUGGAACACAAAUCUCAACAUGUGUUUAAGGAAUUGUUUAGUAUUGAAGAUAAAUGUAGUGAACUGGCAAAUUGAUAGUAUGAUUAAUGAUUGAUGGUAGAUAUCUAUCAUGACUUUAACAAUCUUGUACAAAUAAAUUGAUGAAUAAUUUGAAUAAUUAAGAGUAUAUAUCUACCAUGACUUUAAUAAUGUUGUUAAAUAAAUAAAUAUAUUUGUAGAGAAAAAAUAUACUUG